Molecule: messenger RNA, 2427 nt
Organism: Didymosphaeria variabile
Lineage: Eukaryota; Fungi; Ascomycota; Dothideomycetes; Pleosporales; Didymosphaeriaceae
Gene: YAT1
Product: carnitine O-acetyltransferase yat1
Exons: 3
Coding region: 1-2427 (808 amino acids)
Biological process (GO): carnitine metabolic process
Cellular component (GO): mitochondrion
Molecular function (GO): carnitine O-acetyltransferase activity
Source: RefSeq, a predicted model, not a curated record
AUGUCUUCCUCUGAGAUCAACGGCUCCGUCCGGUCCGAGGCUUCAGCGAAAGAGAGUCAAGCUUCUUUUCCAUCCGAAGCAAGGAACCCCCUCGCUCAUCACACGAAUCCAGACUCAAGACCUGGCAUCACUUUCGCCCAUCAAGACAAACUACCGAAGCUUCCCAUACCUGAACUUGACAGCUCAUGCAAAAAGUACCUCGCCGCCCUCAAACCGCUACAGACGCCAAAGGAACACCAUGACACUGUUCAUGCUGUUCAGGAUUUCAUCAGAUCGGACGGUCCGCUUCUCCAGGACAAGUUGAAGAAGUACGCCAACGGCAAAGCCAACUACAUCGAGCAAUUUUGGUACGACUCGUACUUAAAUUUUGACAACCCGGUGGUACUUAAUCUAAAUCCGUUUUUCCUACUGGAGGACGAUCCCACCCCGGCUCGCAACAAUCAAGUCACCCGCGCAGCCUCAUUAGUAGUCUCGGCUCUUUCCUUCGUACGCGCAGUCCGGAGAGAGGAGCUUCCGCCCGAUACCGUUCGCGGCCAACCCCUUUGCAUGUAUCAGUACUCAAGGUUAUUCGGUACUGCUAGAAUACCCACCGAGAAUGGAUGCCAAAUAGGACAGGAUCCCACCUCGAAACAUAUUGCUGUUUUAUGCCAUGGCCAGUUCUACUGGUUCGAUGUUCUGGAUGACAAUUCUGACCUUAUCAUGACGGAAAAGGACAUUUCACUUAAUCUAGCCUCGAUUGUCGAUGAUGCUGCCCAGAUCCCCAUCCGAGAGGCCGCAAAAGGCGCAUUGGGCGUCCUUAGCACAGAGAACCGCAAGGUGUGGUCAGGGCUAAGGGAUGUGCUGCAUCGGGAAGAAGGCUCGAACAACUCAGAUUGCCUGAACAUUGUCGACUCCGCACUGUUUAUUCUAUGCCUUGAUUAUACCGAACCGCAAACCGGCGCUGACCUUUGCAUGAACAUGCUCUGCGGUUCAAGCAAAGUGGAACAAGGAGUGCAAGUCGGUACCUGCACGAACCGCUGGUAUGACAAGCUGCAGAUAAUCGUCUGCAAGAAUGGAAGUGCAGGUAUCAACUUCGAACACACCGGUGUUGAUGGUCACACUGUGCUCCGAUUUGCAUCCGACGUCUAUACGGAUACCAUUCUUCGAUUCGCGAGGACCAUUAAUGGAAAUGCACCCAGUCUCUGGGCGUCUACCAGCCCCGACCCAGCCAAGCGGGACCCUGACAGCUUCGGCGACGUCCAGACCACUCCGCACAAGUUGGAGUGGGACAUGGUACCAGAGCUUAGCACUGCUCUGCGUUUCGCCGAGACGCGAUUAGCAGAUUUGAUCCAACAGAAUGAGUUCGCAACCUUAGAGUUCCCGCACUAUGGCAAGAACUUCAUGACAUCUAUGGGCUUUUCUCCGGAUGCCUUCGUACAGAUGGCUUUUCAAGCCGCAUACUACGGCCUGUACGGCAGGAUGGAGUGUGUCUACGAGCCAGCUAUGACCAAAUUCUUCUAUCACGGCCGAACAGAGGCGAUAAGAUCGGUUUCUGAGGAAUCCGCAGAAUUUGUAAAAUUGUUCUGGGGAGAGAAUCCGGCAGCUGCAAAGAUUGACGCCCUACGGAAAGCUUGCCAGAAGCACACCGCGACAACUAAGGAUUGCGCGAAGGCUCAAGGUCCCGACAGACACAUGUACGCCCUUUACUGCAUCUGGCAGCGAGCGAUCGACGAGGAUGGCGCCGAGAUGGCAAGCAGUGACGGCUGGGAUUCAACGCGGCCUUCCAGCCCAGAGGCGGUCAACUCCACUGUCGGCUCACCAAAGCGUUCGUCGAUGCUCUCAGAGACCGGAUCAAUAAGCAGUUCUCCUCCAGCUCCUGUGCAACACUCAAUGCCAUCCCUCUUCGCUGAUGCCGGCUGGGACAAGCUCAACAAUACAAUUCUUUCCACGUCCAAUUGUGGUAACCCUUCACUAAGACAGUUCGGUUUCGGCCCUACCUCAGGCGACGGCUUCGGUAUCGGCUAUAUCAUCAAGGAUGGCAGCAUCUCCAUCUGCGCUUCAUCUAAGCAUCGACAGACUUCCCGCUUCAUCGACGCCCUAGAAUCCUACUUCCUCGAAAUUCGCAAACUUCUUCGGCAGCUCAAGCGCCGCGGCACCUCUGCCGACAAGACGGUCUCGCGCGCCCGCGAAGCAGAAGAUCACCAUCGACCCAAGAACUCGAGAAUGAAGAGCCGUGGUCGCAUCAUCACAGGCGAUGGAAAGCCGCAGCCCGUGCCAGUUGAGGAUAGCACGGAAAGCGACGACGAUGGUCUUGGUGGCUAUGGCUUCUUCGACGCCGGCAUGCUGCUGAGCGCGCUCAAGGCGAAGGAGGAAGAAGCGCCCGACGACGACCGGCGCGAUGUUAUCAGAAGGAACAUUGGACGGAGGCUGAAGUUGGCGGAGUAUUGA